Molecule: messenger RNA, 1934 nt
Organism: Ectocarpus siliculosus
Lineage: Eukaryota; Phaeophyceae; Ectocarpales; Ectocarpaceae
Source: the annotation of a GenBank genome assembly
CAAGAGAUAGGUGCGGCACUGACUUGACAGAGAAUACACCAGCCUUCCAAGGAGCGAUCGUGCGACAAGUACGACACCCCUGCGAUUGUUGUCCGGAAACACAUUUUUACAAGCAGACCCUAGAGCGAAUGAUGGCGAGGCUUCGACGGGCGCUGCCGAAGCAGCUGGGAGCGACGGCGGUGCUGCUGUGCACUCUCCUGGCCCACUCCGAAGGUUUCUUCGCAGCCCCCAACACACCAACCACCCACAGCAAGCUCGCGUCCGACUUGAAUGGGCGCACAAAUGGCCAGUUUGCCGCUCGUAGCGACAGCAGCAGCGGUGGAUCCUCUGCUGCGCUCGGCACAGCAGGGUCGCGCGAGCGACUGUUCGAGACAGUUACGACCCUGCGUGGUGGGAGCCCCGCGAUGAACAUCCCUGGGUAUGAUGCCGCUGCCGCCGCGAUCGCAGCGAUUUCUGUCCCCGCCAUCGCAUGGACAGGGGGGCCGGCUCUCUUCGCCCAGGGCGUCCUGCUGUCCAUGGUGACAUCGAUUGACGGAUUUCGCAUCCGGGAGCACUUUGUCAGCUACGGCUACGGCUUCUCCGUUGCCCUCCAGGCCGCUGGCGCGGCUUGGCUGUUCCGCGACAACUUGCACACGCUCUCCGCGUUGCACGCUGCUGGGCUGGUGGCCUACGGGCUGAGGCUGGCCUCGUUUUGCGGCUGGAGGGACACUCUCUCGUGCUUCCAGAACCGCAGGAAGCGGCUAGCCCAGCCCAAGAAGAAGAAUGCCGGUCCCCCGUACACUUUCUGGGGCAUUUGCUCCAUGCUCUACGCGUUUCUUGCCCUACCGACCGUUUAUGCUCUUCGCCGCCUUCCUGCGGCUGAGGGCUCAUACGUAGGCGUUAGCCAAGCGGGGUUGGCGGUCAUGGCCUUCGGGCUGCUGGUGGAGUCGGUGGCGGACCUGCAAAAGUCCCUGUUCAAGAAGAAAUCCCCGGAUACCUUCUGCAGCACCGGCCUGUACCGCUUUUCACGCCACCCCAACUACUUCGGGGAGGCGGUUUUCUGGACCGGGGCCUGGCUGGCGGCGAUCCCUGCGUAUACUAAGUGGUACCACUGGGUGUUCUCCGUGAUAGGCCCCUCCCAGAUCGUCUCCAUCAUCCUCCGGGCGACGGGGGGGCUGGAGAAGAGGCAGGUGGAGAAGUACGGGUCCUCGAAGGAGUGGAAGGAGUACGCCAAGUCCACCCCCGUCUUUGUUCCCGGGACGCGGCAGUACACCUGGGAAAAAGCUGCAUCGAAGAAGAACUAAAUAGCAGUUUUUGUUCAUGUCGAGGGCGAUAUCCUGAUAUCACGCCCGGAUGACUUCGCGUCUCUUAAAAGAAGGUCUCGUUAAGAUACCUUCGGUGCUCCCUCACGUUCGAGAACAAAAGGAACUUGCGGAACCUUAUGUAACGGGGUAGGGUUCACCAACGUGCGCGCGCGGCUGUCGUUUGGCACGAACGAGUAAAGUCAUGAAAUGAAAGCAAUGACCGCUACUUAAGGGACUGUUGUACACUGCAGUGCGUACCGUGGGCAGACGUGAUUGAAUAAGUCCUACCUCUAUCAGAUGGGUCGUGCUUCUGGGGCACAGAGCCAGGACUUUUUCGAUGCUUCGAGUUUUCAUCUGUGAUGCAAUCAGGGUCCUAUCGUUUUUCUAGAGACUAUACAACUUUGUGGUCAGAAGGCCCCAGAGCUUAUAUUCACGACACAGCAGUAACCAAGGUUUUCCAAUGUGGCGGCAGGCAUGCUUUGUCGUGCUUGUGGGCGGGCGUUGCUUUCUGCCGCUCUCGUCCAAGGGUUGUCUUCGCUCUCCCCGCAGAGCUACAAAUCUGUUGUUCUGUAUGCGGUUCCCGCUGCGUUUCUCAAGGGGGUUGUCGGCUUGCGAAUCCUCGCACGGCAUCGUUGUUAUCGUGCUUGGGAA